This is a messenger RNA of Eurytemora carolleeae, 3207 nucleotides long. RefSeq names its product serine/arginine repetitive matrix protein 2. The record is from RefSeq and is a predicted model, not a curated record. Lineage: Eukaryota; Metazoa; Arthropoda; Copepoda; Calanoida; Temoridae. Bases 11 to 3190 code for a protein of 1059 amino acids. The transcript has 8 exons.
ACAGUUCACAAUGCCGGAACCUAAAAUAGAUGUAGAGUUUUGUCUAAUAUUAAUAGACAAGCUAUCCAAACCAAAUCUUACAGAUGCAGAAACAACAUCAUUGCUCAAAGAGCUUAUUGACUGUGCAAGAAAUGAGGAACUGAAAGAGAUGUUAGUUCAAGGAGUGGAAAAUAUAUCAGAAAUAAGAGAGGAAUUUAAAGCUAAGGCGCUUGAAUUGAACGGGGAAGCUCCGACACCAGUCGUGGAUUCUACCGAUUAUGUUGCUCUGCUCAAGAAACUGAUUGAUCCUAAUAUUGGAGACAUGGAGAUGAAACCAACUUUAAAACUUUUAAUGGAAGGAAGCUUAAACGAGGAUCAGCGGCAUCAAGUUAAUAUUAUUCUAAAUUGCAAGGAUCCGAGACAACGAGAUGAUAUGAUGGACGAUUUUAAGAAAUCCUUCGUCAAGGUCAAAGCUAAGAAGAAGGUGACGGAGAAGGUGGUGAAGGAGGUGGAGGAUCAGAAUAAGGAGCAUCUCAAAGGGGAUUUCAGAAUCCUGAUAGACAGACUCUUAGAUUCUAAGUUGAAGAUUGGGAAGCGAACUGAGAUUUACCACCGGCUCAUGGAACCUGAUGUUGAAGCAGAUUAUAAAAACCUGGCAAUUAAACUAGUUGAUCCACAGAACAAAGAUCGGAGAAUUGAGAUAGUUGCCGCGUUUGAUGUCGAGAUGAAAGCACGCAAAGAACAGGAGGCGCUCCAGGCCGCGCGGAAGAGAGAGGAGCAGGAGCGCAUCAGAAAAGCGGAGAUAGAGAGAAAGCGUAAAGUGAAAGAACGAAUGCAGGAAGCAAGAGAGUUGAACAGAAUAAAAGAAGAAAGAAUGAAGAAGAGGGAUUUGAUGUUAAAGAUGAAAGCAGAACAACGUAGAAUGGGCCAAGAUAAGAUGCUGAUGACGAAUCAGGAGAAAGAAGAAAUUCGAAGAAGAGAACGGGAAAAGGUGAAAGCAGAAAUGCUUAAGUUCCGAAAAUCCCAGAAAGAGAAUGCGAAGAAGAAAGACGAAGAAAGAAAGAAGGAGAAAGAUGAACGGAAAUCAUAUUUUAUACUUCCCUGUAUUCCGAAACAAAACUUUGGAACGGUUAAACUUAAAAUCCCGAAUUUCCUGAUGAACAAUUCACUAAUUGGGACGGAUAAAGAGUGUUUAGAAAGAGCCCUUGAGAAAUUAGGCAUAAAACUUCCUCCACCUGGGGAUCAGAGAGAUGUACCUCUUGUUGCUGCUCUGCCAACGGAACAAAAGGAUGUUUCCUGCCCUGUUCCUCCACCGCCAGAGGAGGAAAUGCACGAAGAUUUUCAACUUUAUUUUGAGAAAUUCUCAAAUCCCGAUUUAACUGAAGUAGAGGAAAUAAAUAUUUUCAAGGAUCUAAUCAAAGCUCAAAGAUCAGGACUUGUCAGACAGUUAGUUAUUAAAAUGGCGCCUUUGGAAAAUUUGGGGAAAUCUAAAAUAUUUUCGACCCUUUGCAAUAAGUUUGUUGGGGAGAGAGUUUUUGAUAAGGUGCAGAUUGAAACUUGUAGUUCAGAACCAGAGGCUAAAACUUCGAAAUUGGAGGCCAAAACUUCAGAGGGUAAAGCAACCACAAGUACCAAAUCGGAGUAUGAAAAUACCGCAAGUGAACCAGAGUCUAAAACCUCUACAUCCGACAGUAAGAUUAAGACUUGUUUGAAAGAACCGGAGACUGUAUCCGCAGCAUCUAAUUCUGAAUCUACCAUGACAGAGGAUGAACAAAUAACAGAAACUGACAAAAAUUCCUCAACAUCUGGAUCAAUUUCUCAAACAGUAUUGGUUCAAGAUGAAGUUUCCUUAAAAUCAAAACCAGUUCAGAAAAGUUCAAGUCCAGAACCUGUAACAGCAGAAUAUUCUAUUUUGAAGUUUGAUGCAUCUAAAAGUACUAGGAAAGACUCUGAAACCCUUAUUCCUCAGAACACCAUUGUUGCAAUCUCUAAGUCAGAUUCUAACUCAAAAACUGAUCCUUCACUAAACAUUCAAGAUGGUAAUGUAACUAAUAAACCAACAUCUAGUCUCAUGAACGAGAAACACAAAGAAGAUAAGAAGUCUGAAAGCGACAAAGAAAAUGUUUCCGAUGAAACCGUACCGCUCAAAGAAUCCUCAGGAAAGGCAUUGAAAAACAAAAGAGGUAUCCAGCCAAAGCCGAAAAAGAAGCCAUGUAAAAAGCUGUUAAAACUUACCCCCGCCGAAAUUCGAGAAAGAUUCAAGUUGAAAAAAAUAGACGUUUACGUCAAGAUUAAGUCAAAUAAGAAUCUUUAUAAAGCGUUUCUAGCCCAAAAAGCCAGUGCCUCGCCUAUUGUAAGCAAGAUGAUUAUAAUUGAAAAUAAUAAAAGAGCCCCAAUUUCUAAAAACUCAAAUCCGAUUGUAGACACAAAGAAAUCCGCUAAAACAAAUGUACCAACAAAAAUUCGCAAAAGAAAGGGAGAAAUAUCAGCGGGUGAAGUGAAUAAAAAGAUAAAGUUAAAUCCUCUUUUUGAAUUGAACAUUGAAAAUUUAGGUGCCACAAUUAACUCUUCUGCUGGCUGUGGUAAAAUGCAAGAAGAUCUGGAAAUAUCUGAAACUGUUGCUGAAAUUAAAACUGGUUUGAAAGAAAGCACUUCUAGUCCAAGUGUUAUUUGUAGAUCAAGGUCAAGAUCAAAAUCAAAAUCGGUAUCAAGAUCUACUUUGAGAUCAAGAUCAAAAUCAAUAUCAAGGUCAAGGUCAAGGUCAAGAUCAAGGUCAAGAUCAAUUACGAGGUCAAGAUCAGUUUCAAGAUCUGUAUCACGAUCAAUUUCAAGUUCAAGAUCAAAAUCAGGUUCAGGAUCAAGAUCCAAGUCCAGAUCCAAGUCCAGAUCCAAGUCCAGAUCCAAGUCCAGGUCCAAGUCCAGAUACAAGUCCAGUUUCAGAUCCAAGUCCAGAUCCAAGUCCAGUUCCAAGUCCAGAUCCAAGUCCAGAUCCAAGUCCAGGUCCAAGUCCAGAUACAAGUCCAGUUUCAGAUCCAAGUCCAGAUCCAAGUCCAGAUCCAAGUCCAGAUCCAAGUCCAGAUCCAAGUCCAGAUCCAAGUCCAGAUCCAACCCCAGAUCCAAGUCCAGAUCCAAGUCCAGAUCCAAGUCCAGAUCCCGGUCAAGAUCCCGGUCAAGGUCGAGGUCAAGAUCCCGGUCAAGAUCCAGGUCAUGAUCCAGGUCAAGAUCAAA